CAAACAUGUUCAAGUUCGUAAUUCUAUUGUCGGCAUUCGCCUGCGUACUGGGCGCAUCUGUACCUGAGGGUCUCGUCCCGCAAUUGGAUGGACGUAUUGUCGGUGGUGCUGCUACCACGAUCAGUUCCUUCCCAUGGCAAAUAUCCUUGCAGCGUUCGGGCUCUCAUUCUUGCGGUGGAUCGAUUUACAGCUCUAACAUCAUUGUAACCGCUGCUCACUGUUUGCAAAGGGUUACCGCUUCUGUGCUGAAGGUCCGCGCUGGUUCCACAACCUGGAACUCCGGCGGUGUAUUGAUACAGGUCUCCGCAUUCAAGAAUCACGAAUCUUACUCCUCCAGCGCCUAUACCAACGACAUUGCCGUUAUCCGUUUGGCUUCUUCACUUUCGUUCAGUUCAUCCAUCAAAGCAAUCAGUUUGGCUAGCUCAGCACCUGCCAAUGGCGCCGCUGCUGCUGUGUCCGGCUGGGGUACUCUAACAUCCGGUGCGUCGUCAAUUCCCAGCACAUUGCAGUAUGUCGAUGUGAAUAUUGUCAGUUUGUCUAGGUGCGCUUCGAGUUCUUAUGGCUAUGGUAGCCAAGUCAAAGGCGCCAUGAUCUGUGCUGCUGCAUCCGGCAAAGACGCUUGCCAGGGUGAUUCUGGUGGCCCAUUGGUAUCUGGUGGAGUGUUGGUUGGUGUUGUAUCCUGGGGUUACGGUUGUGCAUACUCCAACUAUCCAGGUGUGUACGCUGACGUGGCUGCUCUACGUUCGUGGGUGGUGCGCGCCGCUAGCUCAGUUUAAAUAUCAUAUUUAAAUAGCAUCAGUAAAAAUUUUGCAAGUGAAUAAAAUUUAAAAAUUUUCUAUCGAAA
This is a messenger RNA of Anastrepha obliqua, 844 nucleotides long. Its product is annotated as trypsin alpha-like. Gene Ontology annotation, biological process: proteolysis. The transcript has a single exon. NCBI's taxonomy places the organism in Eukaryota, Metazoa, Arthropoda, Insecta, Diptera, Tephritidae. The record is from RefSeq and is a predicted model, not a curated record. Gene Ontology annotation, molecular function: serine-type endopeptidase activity. The coding region runs from base 6 to 776 and encodes 256 amino acids.